UAUCAAUUACUUACCUAUAUACAUACAUAAAAGUUUAUUCAUCCGAAAACUAAAUCAUGGCAUCACAAACUACUAUAUACUACUACUAGUCAGAGAUUGGCACCUUUCAUUCACAUUUGCCCAAAUGUACCUUCCAACUUGGUGAAAGAAGAAUUUUUCUUUUAGUCACUAUCUAAAUGGAGGUGUCUAUUUAGUUAUGUAUUAAUUACAAAGUAAAUAAUGUCGAGAAUUAGAGGAAUAGUUCAAAAAGAUGCGUUGCAAGCACCAAAGUAUAAACAUAACGAAAGUCUCAAAAAGAAAAACGAGGAUCAAUCCGCAAAUUCGAAAGAUGAGAUAGAAAAGCAUCAAAUAAAUGAACUCCUACACAAAUUGCCAAGAUUGGAUAAAAUAUUUGAGGUUCAUCGCAAAAUUGGUGAGGGUACAUUUAGCUCAGUGUACCUCGGUUCUCUACGGCAGCACGCCUCCCUGUCCAAUGAAGAGAAGCGAUGGUUUGCUAUCAAACACCUGGUACCCACUGCACAUCCAGCUAGAAUUGAACAUGAAUUGCGCUGUCUACAGGACAUUGGAGGCAAAGAGCAUGUCAUCGGAGUGGAGCUCUGUCUGCGGAAUUUGGAUACUAUAGUUUUCAUAAUGCCUUAUAUACCUCAUAGAAAAUUUUCAGAAUAUGUGGGGGAAAUGGAUGCAACAGAGUUACGGCAGUACAUGCGAGCGCUGAUGGUGGCCUUGCGACAUGUGCAUUCGUUCGGAGUCAUCCACCGCGACGUCAAGCCCAGCAACUUCUUGUAUGAUCGGGAUAACAAGCGAUAUUUGCUAGUCGAUUUCGGGCUCGCUCAGCGCCUUUGUCCUGCACCUGAAGGAACGCCUGUGGUCGGCCCGCCCCCAGCACACUCUAACGGCGUACGGAAACGAGUUCGUGAUGAGGAGGACGGGCCAGCUGCUAAGCGGGUGGCGCUUGACCUGAGCAUGGGUGCAACAGCGGCGACGGGGACUGCGACUGUUUCAGCGGCAGGACCUGAGGUCACGUCGGCGGAGCCCAAGCCGGAGGCAGCAGUGCCUAGGCCGGGGGCAGCGGGGUCCAGAGCGGGGAUAGUGGGGCCCAGACCGGGGCCAACCGGGUCCAGGCCAGGGGUGUCAGCAGCCAGACCGGGUACAGCAGGCUCCAGGCCGGGGGCGGCGGGUCCCAGGCCGGGGCGCUGCGCGUGUGCAGGAGUGGCGGGCGUGUGCGACCUGUGCUCGGGCCGGGCCGCGCCCCGGGCGCCGCGGGCGGGGACCCAGGGCUUCCGGCCGCCCGAGGUGUUACUGAAGUACCCGCACCAGACCACGGCCGUGGACGUGUGGGCGGCGGGGGUGGUGUUGGCCAGCGCUCUGACGGCGCGGUAUCCGUUCUUCCGCGCGGGCGACGACGUUGCCGCCCUGGCCGAGCUGGCCGACCUCGUGGGCACGGAGCCGCUGCAACGCGCCGCCGCGUCUCUGGGGCGGCGCGUGGUGGUGUCGGUGUCGCGGCGCGGCGUGUGCCUGCGCGCGCUGGCGGCGCGGCUGCGCGGCGUGCCGCUGCGGCGCGCGCCCUGCGUCUGCCGCCGCGAGUACUGCCUCUGUCCAGAUCGCAUCAGAAAGGCGGAGGAGUGGGACCCGCGGCGCAGCGUGGCGGGGUUCCCGGACAGUGCGUUCUCGCUGGCGGCGCGGCUGCUGGACCCGGACCCGCGCACGCGCAUCUCUGCGCACGACGCGCUCGCGCACCCCUUCCUGGCCGACGGCGACUGACGCCCCCGUCUUAUUGUUACGAUGAUGUUAUAUUUUUCAAGUUUAGUAGGUACCUAACGAUCUCCUAGAAUCGGCGGGUCCCGACCGGGGACUGUUUAGCUAUAGUAUUUAUUCUUGUUUUUUAAGCAUUAUGGUUGUGAAUUGACUUCAUAUCGAUUAGUAUGCUUGCUAAGAGAUGUUAUAUGACGCAAUACGAAUUACUACUGUAGAUCUUGUUAGCCAUUUAACUGGAAGUAAAAUGUUUGAUGCCAAUUGCGUGAACAAUAAACUUGAAAAUAAUAAAAGUGGCAUACAAAAUGGAUACAGUGCCUUCCACGAGCGUCCGUGACGCGUAGGUGUCUACGAGUGUCGCGGUCGCGUAUGUUCGGCGAAUAGAUUUUAUUGUUGAUUAGUUGUAAUGGGGAUCUCAAAAGUAAACAUAAGUUUCAUAUCGAGUACAAAGUAGUGAUAAGAAGUGGCGUGCUAUGGGCUAUGACGCGACGCGGCGCGGCUACGGGGUUUAUACAGAUAUCUGAUAGUACAACGUAAUAGUUAUUUACAAAUUUAGAAUAACACUUUUAUUUAAGAGUCAUGUCAUUUAUACGCCGUUUUAGCCACGGAACACUAAAUAAGUGAAGGUAGGUAGUAGGUAUUUACUAAAGGGACUGCUCAAUGGUUGACUUAACCUUGUACGAAACUAGAAAGUAACUGUGUAACGUGUUUAAAUAAAAACCAAAAUCAAAAGGUAAAUUAAAAACGAAUAAACAAAAGACCUAUAACUUUUAAGUCAUUACUCACAGAUAGGUUAGAAGUCGGUGCCACAAGCCCAUCCAAAACGUAACUUUAUGGUCACAGGAAUAAUCUGUGAUAAAAUUGUAAGCAGCUUAAUAUAUUAACAUUUUAUUGAAUAAUUUUGUUUAGAACUUAUGACACUGACCUUAUAAAUGACGACUAAUAAUAAGUAGGUAUUUUUGCUUUUUAGUCCUUAUUUUACCUUUUGUUUUUUGAGCUUAAAUUAGGGUAACAGAAUAGUAAUUUUAAUGUUCUUUGAAGAAAUUGAAUAUAUAUGUAUUUAUCCUAGUAGUGUAGGUAUUUGAUUUACGUUUGGUGAUUCCACAGUAUUCUGUGUUCCGUGGCUUUAUUUAUUGAACAUGUUUACCAUUACAUGUGCCUUUAAUGUGUUCAGAAGAAUAUUCGUUAUGUUACCUCAUUGUAAACAAACUAUAAUAAAGGAUUACUGAAACAGUCAA
Molecule: messenger RNA, 2990 nt
Organism: Spodoptera frugiperda (fall armyworm)
Lineage: Eukaryota; Metazoa; Arthropoda; Insecta; Lepidoptera; Noctuidae
Gene: Cdc7
Product: cell division cycle 7-related protein kinase
Exons: 9
Coding region: 220-1761 (513 amino acids)
Biological process (GO): protein phosphorylation; mitotic DNA damage checkpoint signaling
Cellular component (GO): nucleus
Molecular function (GO): protein serine/threonine kinase activity; ATP binding
Source: RefSeq, a predicted model, not a curated record